This is a messenger RNA of Trichechus manatus latirostris (Florida manatee), 1332 nucleotides long. It is a transcript of the gene SCEL, whose product is annotated as sciellin. The coding region runs from base 1 to 1332 and encodes 443 amino acids. Gene Ontology annotation, cellular component: cytoplasm. The transcript has 20 exons. NCBI's taxonomy places the organism in Eukaryota, Metazoa, Chordata, Mammalia, Sirenia, Trichechidae. The record is from RefSeq and is a predicted model, not a curated record. Gene Ontology annotation, biological process: epidermis development.
AUGUCAAAUCUUGCCUUGAGAAAAACGACUCCCACAGGAGAUGAUGUGAAGAGUGCCGCUCUGGGAACCAUGCUGAGGCAACGAGGUUUUCACGAAGUGAACCAAAGAAGGACUUUCUUACAGGAUAACAUCUGGAUUAAGAAACAUCCUGAAGAAGAAAAAGAUGAAUAUUACAGUAGGGUGGUGCUCAACCGGUGUAACUCUCAUGAUGCCUUGGACAGGAAAACAAAUGAGAGAGAUGAGCCAAAAGCCACAAUUAGUCGGUACAGAUCUGAUGACAGUUUAGACAGAAGCCUGUCCGCCUUUAGAUCACCAGAAUCAACAGAGUCGCAACCUGGUAAUUUGUUCAGCACAAACGCCACCAACACCACGGCUUCUGCCUCUGCUACUACUCCUGUAAAGAAAAAGAGGCAGUCCUGGUUUCCACCACCCCCUCCAGGUUAUAAUGCCACUGCAAGCCCAGGAGCAAGCAGAAGGAAACCAGGUGUUCACCCUCCAAUCCCUCCAAAGCCCAGUUCUCCAGUUUCUACUCCUAACCUGCUGAGACAGGAUAAUAGGCAAAUAUGUCCACCUAAACCAGGUGUAUGCACCGAAACCAACAGAUCUGCUGCAAGAAAUACAAGUGAAGAAUUGGAUAAUCUCAUCAAAAUGAACAAAAGCUUGAAUAGAGCCAGAAGCCUUGAAAACCUCAUCUAUGUGAACCCCCAGACGGAUAAAGGUGGCAAAGGCUCCAAAGACCUUGAUAAUGUAAUCAAAGUGAACCCAAGAACAGGAAAAAGCAUCCAAGGGAACCAAGACUUGGACAAUCUCAUCAAAGUGAACCCCUUAGCAAACAAAAGGAACCAAGAUCUUGAUAAGCUCAUCAAAGUGAAUCCUGAAACUGUAAGGAGCAACCAAAGAAACCAAGACCUCGAUAGCCUCAUCAAAGUGAACCCUGCAGUAAUCAGAAGUGAUCAGAGCCAAGACUUGGAAAAAUUUAUUAAAGUGAAGCCUUCAGCUCUCAGAAACACUAAGCGAGACCAGGACCUGGAAAAUUUAACUGAAGUAAAUUCCAAUGUGUCUGAAAAUAAGAAUGGAAGGCUAAAUGGGCAAGUCCAUGGUUCCAUCAAUGCACUGAACAGCCAGUCUACUGGAACCACUGCCUAUUCUUAUGAAACCAGGAACAAUCUCAGGUCUGUCAUUGAAAGAGAUAUGUGCACUUACUGCCGAAAACCCUUGGGCAUAGAAGCUAAAAUGAUCUUAGAAGAAUUACAAAUUUGCUGCCACUCCACCUGCUUUAAGGUAGCAAACCAGCUGGCGCGAGAUGAACUCCUCUGGGGCAGCGACCUGUAA